UGGCGGCGGCGGUCCGGGCCGCGGGGCUCGGGCCUAUUGGGGUGGGCGGGGCGGAGUCGGGUCGCUAGUUGUCCCUGGGUACCCCCCACACGCCAGGGGGCCUGGAGCGCUUAACGGGCCAGUCUCGAACCCGGCAGUGGGGGUGAAGGCUGGCGCCAAACGAGGGGCCUUUUUAGGGCCCCAGAACGCAUCUGUUGGUGCCAGGGGUGUCUGCGGCGCCCCUGAGCGGACUGGGGGCGUCCAGAGGGCCUGGGCUGAGCCUGGGGCCUGGCCUCCAUCACAUAGCUGGCCUGGAUCGUGUCAGGAGGCGCUGUGGAUCGUCUUUAUGGGCCGAGCGGAGGCUAGGCUCUGUUUAGAGUAUUUUGGGGCCAUCUUGAGAUCUUGAGCCGUGUCCCAGGGGUGAAGGAGGUCUGCAAAAACCGAGGAGUGUCUGCAGAGCCACCUAAGAGUGCUGGGGUAACCAUGGAGGAAGAAGAUGAGUCUCGAGGGAAGACAGAGGAGUCCGGCGAGGACCGGGCCGAUGGGCCGCCUGACCGAGACCCCAGGCUCUCUCCUUCUGCCUUUAUCCUGCGGGCCAUUCAGCAGGCUGUGGGAAGCUCCCUGCAGGCGGACCUGCCAAACGAUAAAGAUGGCUCUCGGUGUCAUGGCCUUCGAUGGAGGCGCUGCCGGAGCCCACGGUCAGAGCCCCGUCCCCAGGAAUCAGGGGGUGCUGACACAGCUACUGUGUUGGACCUGGCUGCCGACAGCUUCCUUGCAGGACUGAUGAGUAUCCUGGACCCCCCAGAUACCUGGGUUCCCAGCCCACUGGACCUGCGGCCCGGCGAAAGCGAGGACAUGCUAGAGCUGGUGGCCGAGGUCCGAAUUGGGGACAGGGAUCCCAUCCCUCUCCCUGUGCCCAGCCUGCUGCCUCGUCUCAGGGCCUGGAGAACGGGCAAAACGGUUUCUCCGCAGUCUCACUCUUCUCCACCCACCUGUGCCCGCCACCUCCUCACCUUGGGCACAGGAGAUGGGGGCCCCGCCCCGCCCCC
Molecule: messenger RNA, 1028 nt
Organism: Chinchilla lanigera (long-tailed chinchilla)
Lineage: Eukaryota; Metazoa; Chordata; Mammalia; Rodentia; Chinchillidae
Product: splicing factor, arginine/serine-rich 19
Molecular function (GO): RNA polymerase II C-terminal domain binding
Source: RefSeq, a predicted model, not a curated record